UCCCGGCGCGCUGCCGCCGCGUGGAGCCGCGCUGCAUGUUCCCGAUCCCUGAUCCCGCAUCCCUGAUCCCGCAUCCCUGAUCCCGCAUCCCUGAUCCCACAUCCCUGAUCCCUGUUCCCGGCUCCCUCCGCCGCCCCCAGCCGUGCCCCCGCUGCGGGCCGGCGGCGCGGGGAUGGGCGCGGGGCUGUGAGCGCGGCCGGGAGCCGUGGCCAUGGGGAACAUCUCCUCCAACAUCUCCGCCUUCCAGUCCCUGCACAUCGUCAUGCUGGGCCUGGAUUCGGCGGGAAAGACCACGGUGCUCUACCGCCUCAAGUUCAACGAGUUCGUCAACACCGUUCCCACCAUCGGCUUCAACACCGAGAAGAUCCGGCUCAGCAACGGGACGGCCAAGGGCAUCAGCUGCCACUUCUGGGACGUGGGCGGCCAGGAGAAGCUGCGCCCGCUCUGGAAGUCCUACAGCCGCUGCACCGAUGGCAUCAUCUACGUGGUGGACUCAGUGGAUGUGGACCGGCUGGAGGAAGCCAAAACGGAGCUGCACAAGGUGACCAAGUUCGCGGAGAACCAGGGCACCCCGCUGCUGGUCAUCGCCAACAAGCAGGACCUGCCCAAAUCGCUGCCGGUGGCCGAGAUCGAGAAGCAGCUGGCCCUCCACGAGCUGACCCCUUCCACCACCUACCACAUCCAGCCCGCCUGCGCCAUCAUCGGCGAGGGGCUGACGGAGGGCAUGGACAAGCUCUACGAGAUGAUCCUCAAGCGCAGGAAGUCCCUCAAGCAGAAGAAGAAGCGGCAGCUCCAUCCUGGAGCUUCUUCAAUGGGAAUUACCCCCAAAUCACCAGUUUUUGUCUGAGCAGCAAAAGGCCACUGCUGUGAGUUACUUUAAGCACUUUGCACACACACCAUGAAAAAAAAAAGCCUCGUACUGGCCCGGCAGAGCAAAAUUGAGACAUUUCAGCACGAAGAUGUUUGAAUAUGGAGGGCUCAGCUUGGGAAUAUUUGCUCUAAUAAACCAUUCUGUUUAUUUCAG
This is a messenger RNA of Lonchura striata (white-rumped munia), 1024 nucleotides long. NCBI's taxonomy places the organism in Eukaryota, Metazoa, Chordata, Aves, Passeriformes, Estrildidae. The record is from RefSeq and is a predicted model, not a curated record.